Messenger RNA from Acipenser ruthenus (sterlet), 5225 nucleotides. Its product is annotated as zinc finger protein 501-like. Gene Ontology annotation, cellular component: nucleus. The transcript is spliced from 3 exons. The record is from RefSeq and is a predicted model, not a curated record. The coding region runs from base 785 to 2329 and encodes 514 amino acids. Gene Ontology annotation, biological process: regulation of cytokine production; regulation of immune system process; negative regulation of transcription by RNA polymerase II. NCBI's taxonomy places the organism in Eukaryota, Metazoa, Chordata, Actinopteri, Acipenseriformes, Acipenseridae.
CAGAAACUAAAUAAAAGCAUGGGGUAGAAAUAGCAGAGGUUACUGCCUGGAAGUUUACUCGUAAAGAAUGACCUUUCUGCGACCCUGUGCUGUAUUUACCAAAAACAAGUUCACACGCACUGAACCUGCAAGACUAGCGAAGAGAAAGCUAUGAAACUGCGAGCAUGCCUGCGCCAUUGUGGAUCUGUUUGUGACAACCCCGCUCAACUUGAAUUAACCUGAUAUACUUCUAAAAACAUUAUCAGGGGUAUCGCGUUAGUGUUUGAACAUCUCAUUUGGAAGAAGAGGACGGGAAAUAUCAAUAUAAUUACACGAAACACAGAUUAUAUAUCUGCGUGAAACUCGCUGCAUCGACGCUGCUGCCGCCUGAUAGAGAAACGACUAUACCAACUCCGGCAUGGGGGAGGGGUUACCUGAAUUCAAAUUGUAUUCACUGGGGAAAAUAUAGAGCUACAAACAGCUCGAUUAUGAUGUUAAAACUGAAAGUCAUAUUCAUUUUUUAUUAAAAGAUCCCCGGUAUCACGAUUUCCUUUGCGGUCCAUAUUAGAUGAAUUGUCAGACCGCGCUGAUCGGUUUGUAUUUUGUGAUUGGUAUAUUCCUCGUCCUGUGGGAGACAGACCCGUUCAGACACUGAGGGAGAGCAGAGAGGAGAUCUGAAGAGAAGAAAGGACACAUUCACUGAGGAGACGGUCAGAGCGAGUGACUGGAGCACUAGAGCCGUGCUGCACAUCCCACUGACAAGACCUGAAGACUGCCUUAUCCUGGUGAAAACCAAGGAACAAAGAUGGAGUCUGUUUACAUUAAACAGGAGGAUGUUCUGGAAUUGGUACCUGUCUGCAUUAAACAGGAGAUGCCUGAACUGGAGCCUGUCCACAUUAAAGAAGAGACUGAACUGGAGCCUGUCCACAUUAAAGAAGAGACUGAACUGGAGCAUGUCCACAUUAAACAAGAGACUGAACUGGAGCCUGUCCACAUUAAAGAGGAGACUGAACUGGAGCCUGUCCACAUUAAAGAAGAAGAGACUGAAUUGGAGCCUGUCCACAUGAAAGAGGAAGAGACUGAACUGGAGCCUGUCCACAUGAAAGAAGGGACUGAACUGGAGCCUGUGCACAUGAAAGAAGAGACUGAACUGGAGCCUGUCCACAUUAAAGAAGAAGAGACUGAACUGGAGCCUGUACACAUUAAAGAAGAGACUCAACUGGAGCCUGUCCACAUUAAACAAGAGGAGACUCAACUGGAGCAUGUCCAUAUUGAAGAGGAAUCUGUUGACUUGUUGUUUAAGGAUACAGAAAACAUAUCCCGGCCAAAGAUAUCACAUGAGUGUAAUGAAUGUGGGAAGAGUUUCAGAAGGCCAGGAAGCCUAAAAACACAUCAGCGAAUUCACUCUGGAGAGAAGCCGUAUCAAUGUACUGAAUGCGGAAAGAGCUUCCGCGAGUUAGGAGUCCUAAAAAAACACCAGCGAAUUCACACAGGAGAGAAGCCACACUUUUGUACUGAAUGUGGAAAAAGCUUCAAUACGUCAGGAAGCCUAAAAAGACACCAGCGACUUCACACUGGAGAGAAGCCAUAUCAAUGUUUUGAAUGUGGGGAGAGUUUCAAUCAGUUAGCAAACCUUAAAACACACCAGCGAAUUCACACUGGAGAGAAGCCAUAUCACUGUGUUGAAUGUGGAAAGAGCUUCCGUAAGUUAGGGGUCCUAAAAAAACACCAGCGAAUUCACACUGGAGAGAAGCCGUAUCACUGUACUGAAUGUGGAAAGAGCUUCAAUGCGUCAGAAAGCCUAAAAAGACACCAGCGACUUCACACUGGAGAGAAACCAUAUCAAUGUACUGAAUGUGGGGAAAGCUUCAAUGAGUCAGGAAGCCUAAAUAGACACCAACGCAUUCACACUGGAGAGAAGCCGCAUCACUGUGUUGAAUGUGGGAAAAGCUUCACUGACAAAGAAAAACUAAAAAGACACCAGCGAAUUCACACUGGAGAGAAGCCGUAUCACUGUACUGAAUGUAGGGAGAGUUUUAGUCAGUCAGGAAGCCUAAAAACACACCAGCGAAUUCACACUGGAGAGAAGCCAUAUCAAUGUUCUGAAUGUGGAGAGAGUUUCAAUCAGUUAGCAAAUCUAAAAACACACCAACGAAUUCACACUGGAGAGAAGCCGUAUCACUGUUUUGAAUGUGGGGACAGUUUUAGUCAGUCAGGAAGCCUAAAAAGACACCAGCGAAUUCACACUAGAGCCAGCCUUCCUCCCUCACAGUCCCUCACCUCUCCACCCUGCUUGUUUGUGUGUGUGGAGAGCUGUCUGAUUCCUUGUCUCUCUCUCACCCUGCAGUAAAUGAAGGGGGUCCCCAGGAGUGAGAGCCAGCCUGAAUCCAGAGACACUGAGAAGGGGAGCGUGUCAAACUGAAGGAGACAGACCCAUUCUUUCAGAAUGAACUGCAUUGGAAAUUAAUCUCACUCAUCAUGCUGUGAGGAUUCAUGCCAAGCUUGUUUCUGUGAACACAUUAAACAAAGAUGCCAAAAACACACCAUAUUUUUAAAAUACCAUUACUGUACCAGUGUCGGUGAGAACAGAAGUAAAUUAUUUGAAAAAAACUAAAACUCUCUUCAUGGGUGUGGCAGCAGUGUGCCCUUCAUCUUACUAGAAUGACCUCUAAGCUAUUGCACCAGUGCAAGCACAAGCUGAAACAACCUUUAUUUUCUUCUUUUUAUAUCAUGUGGUGCACACUUUGCACUGGAGCAAAUGCUGUUUUGGGUUUGAAUGAACUUGACUGCUUUGAGUGUUUUAAAGGGCACAUAUAGACCUUUUAUUGUGUUACAUGUUCCCAUGUGUUCACGUAAAGUGUGUAUUGUUUUCAUUUUCACCACUUUUUUAAAACUUUAAAUUGCAUUCGCUGCCUCAAGGUGGCUUCACAUGUACCUGCAUGGACCUCUCAGAACUACAUUUACCAUCAUCCUCCUGCUCACAUAUGUAACUGAGAUGGAUUUACCAGUGAGCAGGAGGAUGAUGGGAAAUGUAGUUCUGAGAGGUCCUUGAGGCAGGGAAUGCAAUUUAAAAGUUUAGAAAAGUGGUCAAAAUAUAAAAAUAAAACAACAAAUUAAACAAUACGCUCUCCUUCCGUAAGCAGUUGUAGCAACACAUGGGAACAUGCGACACAAUCAAAUAAAAAGGUCCUUAUGCACCCUUUAAGUACUGAGAACCUCCAAGCUUGUUGUGUACUAGAGCCCUGCUUCAAUGCAGUGGGAUUCAAAUACAAUUCCUAUCAUUUUUAUUGUGUAAAUUGCUGUGUGUGAAAUUGACACACCCACAAUAUUAGAGCUGUAUAAAUAUACUGUAAAGCAUGAAAGGUUUGCAAGUAAAAGAUUCAUAAAAGUUGCUUUUACUCAAAUCUGCAAUACAUACAUGCUGCAACAUUACCAUCAUUACUACAUUCAUAGUUUAUACAGUUUAUGAAUAAUUGAUCUAAACAAUCUGCAGAAUGAAGUUGCCUCAGACUGUUUGACAGUAACAGAGCUGGUGCUUUUGUGGAAUCACCAUUAGCUGUUUAUUCCUUUGGGCAAAAUAUGGCUUAUUUGCUUGUAUUUUGUAUCAGUAUGAUAUCAUUAGAGUGACAAUGCAGUACAUCCAAAGGCAGGUUUAGUUAUUUAUAAAGGAUUGCAUUGACAUUGAGUUUGAGUUCCUGUAUUUUUUCCAGUAUCUGUGUGUAUAAAGGGCACAUUAUUAUGUUUCCAUUACCUCUGUAUGUAAAAGGUUUCUCAUUGUUUAAACUGUUAAUGAUUCCUGAGAUACAGAUCUGCAGUGGAACUGAACAAACACAAGGGAGACAUUGAAAAAGGGGAAGAUGCUGCUGUUUGUGGUGAAUAUUCCCUGAAUAUGAUAUUAAUACAUGAAAGUGUAUUAUAAAUGUAACUGGACAGAUUAAUGAAAUCUGUGUCUUGAAGAAAAAGGGCUCCUUUCCUGCAGACACACUGAACUGUGUGACCCCUGAACUAGGUGAGCAGGGCUGGGUGGCAUCUGGACUGGAUUAGGCUGAAAGGACAGUUGAAUUCUGUACAGAUAAUUCACAGCGGCAACAAGAAGCGGUUUGACGCGAGGAAGACAUAAAACACCGAUGUCCUAGCGGAAAAGGACAUGAAACAUCAAAGGACUGAGUUUUAAGAUGCAAGAUGAACAAAUGACCUAAUGCAGAUAGCAACCUAGCAUAGAGAAAUGCUAUAAAUAUUCAAGCAAAACUAAACAUGUUGUGCUCCACUUUGAUUGCUAAACUAAUUGCUGCAACUCCAGGACUGUGACUGAGAACACGACCCAAAAAGGGAAGGCAAGCUAGUAAACGAGCAAAUGCAAAGAGACUGAGUUUGCUGUAAGCCAGUAUAGUUCCAGUUGCGUUUUCCUCUCAUGAAACUAAAUUAAUUAAUUGUAACACUAUCACGUACAAUUGAAAUGUUAAUUGUUUAGUUUGCACACCUUGUGUGUGAAAUAACGUUUUAGUGAAACUAUAAGUAAUCUAUCUCAUAGUUGGAUGAAGAAUGUAUUUUAAAGUAAACUUGCUAUAUCGAUAAACAAUUUACUAUUAGUAAGCUUAGUGUGAUCUAUUGUAAGAUUGUCUGACCCAUUUCAGUUUAGGCUGUAUGUGUGUGUGUGUGAGUGUAGACAGUGUCAUAUUUCACUGGUCCUGCUAGAUGUUUUAAUGCAGGUUGAGAGCUUUGAUUGACUGAAAUAGACAACAGAUAUAUGACCAAAGGUUUUGCCUCACUCUAUAGAAUGAACUAAUUUUGCUUCAUAAAGUCGAAUGAAACCUGCUGAAUAAUGUUACGUUAACAUAUUGAAUUACAGUGAUUUGUAGUUUUGCAUAUACUGAAUGGAAAAGUGACAUUUUGAAAUCUAUGAUGUACUGUACUACUAUUCUGGCAUCCAGUAGACUUUUGUGAUAUCCUUGUGUAGUUUCUUUGAUUUCACAAUGUUAAAUAAAAGUUCUGAAUUAUGGUCAUAUAGUUGUUUUUUUUUGUUUUGUUUUUAACUAUACCAACAAAUUCUAGGUGAUGCUAAACUUUUGUCUGAGCUGUACAUAUAAAUCAGCACUGCCAUUACAGUAGAAUGUUUAAAGCUUUAUAUAUUGUGUAUCAAUUGCAUCCUGUAAGACAGUGUGAAGUGUAGAUGAUGCUAUAAAUAGAGAACACCUUUACACAUUUCACUAUUCAGAAGCCACUAAUAAACUUUGCAUUGAUUUUAC